Molecule: messenger RNA, 1107 nt
Organism: Patiria miniata (bat star)
Lineage: Eukaryota; Metazoa; Echinodermata; Asteroidea; Valvatida; Asterinidae
Exons: 4
Coding region: 1-1107 (368 amino acids)
Source: RefSeq, a predicted model, not a curated record
AUGGAGAUUCAGGAGCAUGCAUCCGUCAAUGUGUUAGACUCCAAAUCCUUUGAUCUCCUUCGAAGUAGUGGGCAGACACUCAAAAGACGAAAAGCUACUUCCAGAGUAUUUGUCUAUGAUCAACAAGAACACGAUAGAAACCUGAAAGCAGUUCUUGACAGACUCCAGAGCCACAACGCCAGACUGAACAAGAGCAAAUGCAAGUUUGCACAACCAGAACUUAAGUUCUACGGACACACGUUCAGCGGAGAUGGCAUCACACCAGACCCAAAGAAAAUUGAGGCCCUCAUCAAUGCAACACCCCCCAAGAAUGCCAAAGAAGUCAAGUCUUUCCUCGGGUUAGCAUCAUAUGUCUCACGAUUCAUCCCCAACUAUGCAACGGUCACUAACCCCCUUCGCGCCCUUACCCAUCAAGACUCCAAGUGGAAGUGGGAGCAGGAGGAAAUCUCAGCAUUCAACGAACUGAAAAGUAUCCUGACAAACACGAAUGUCAUGGUGUACUUUGACCCUCCCAAACCGACAGACAUCAUCGUGGAUGCAAGUCCAGUUGGACUAGGCGCAAUGCUGUCACAAGAUGGAAAGAUCGUCUCAUACGCCAGUCGUACACUGUCAGAUACCACAAGCCUCUCCUUGGAAUCUUCAAGAGCAGCAGGCCAACUUCUGCCAGAAUUGAUUGCUGGCGACUGCGUACAAUGUCAUACGACUGUACGUGACAUUGUGUACAAGCCGGGAAAGGAUGACGAAAACCCAGCUGACUUCAUCAGUAGACAUGGUAGACACCCCGGAUCCCAAGCUCCUAACAAGUCAGUAGCAGAAGACUACAUAAACUACAUUUGUAACAAUGCAGUCUCAAAAGCUCUAACUCUAGAGGAUGUCCGUGCUGAAACAGCAAAAGAUGGCACCAUGCAGAAACUGAUGACAACCAUCCGAUCUGGAAAGUCACACGAUUGGGAUGAUGUAGACAUGCGUCCAUACAAACCAGUUCGAAGCGAGCUUACAAUCUGCAAUGGUGCAAUCCUGAGAGGAAACCACUUAACGAUUCCCGCAUCCCUGCAGCCCACCAUCAUCGAGUUGGCACAUGCCAGUCACCAAGGAAUUGUCAAUUAG